AUGGAACACGAACUGCGCCUUUCGGUACCUAAAACAAAGGCAACGAGAUGUGUUGGUGAUAGAAUUGUAGGAGGAUUCAACUUCUUAGAGUCCUCUCCUCCUAGGGUUAGGUGUUUGAGUUUUGUUGAAAGUGUUCUACUUGAGUUUGGAUCUGAGGAGUAUGAAGAGUUGGUUGGCCCCACCUUGAAAGCCGACCUUGUGAGGGUUUUGGGGAACAUGUAUGCUCGGGUGGUACCUGUGAGUAGGCAUCAUCAGCAUGGAAGAUGGCAAGCGAGAAUUGGAAGAGUAGCUGGAAACAAAGAUCUUUACUUGGGAACUUUCAGUACUGAGGAGGAAGCUGCAGAAGCAUACGACAUUGCUGCAAUAAAGUUCAGAGGCCUUAACGCAGUUACAAACUUUGAAAUGAAUCGUUAUGACGUGAAAUCCAUUCUAGAAAGCAACAGUCUUCCAAUUGGAGGGGGUGCUGCGAAACGCCUCAAGGAAGCUCAAGCAAUCGAAUCUUCAAGAAAGCGCGAAGAAAUGAUAACUUUAGGCUCAAAUAUUCAGUAUGGAAGCUCAAGCUCAGGCCCUCUGCAGGCUAAUUACCCACUAAUUCAGCAGCCAUUUGAAAAUGCACAGCCUUUACUAACUUUACAAAACCAGGAUUUAUCCCUGUACAAUCAAGAAUCUCAGUACCAAAGCUAUAUCCAAACGCAACUCCAAUUACACCAGCAAUCGAAUUCUUCUUUUAAUAUGCACCAGAAUAAUCCCUUCUACAGCCAUUAUUUUCAAAAUAAUCCAGUUUUACUCCACGGGUUGAUGAACGUGGGAUCGUCGUCUUUCGUUAUAGACAACAAUGGAAGAUCAAGUACUGGAAGUUACAGUGGAGGAUACAUUGGAAAUGGGAUUGAAAUGAACUCCAUUUCUGCAGGAGGGGGUUCAGCUGAAGAACUUGCACUGGUUAAAGUUGAUUAUGAUAUGCCUUCUGCUACUACUUACACUGGAUGGUCAGGAGAUUCUGCGGGUCAAGAUUCAAAUCCAUCUGUUUUUACAAUGUGGAAUGAUGGAUAAUUUUUCGUUGAGAUUAAGAUUUCCAACUGUUUGUGGGAUCAAAGGCACUAUGCUAGGAGCAACUAAUUACUUACGGUUUUAUAUGUUUUUUUCUUGCUGGACACAUUAAAAAAAUCAUUGCUCUAUCUAAUGAAAAUGGUUCUUGUUUUUUUGUUUUA
Molecule: messenger RNA, 1208 nt
Organism: Olea europaea var. sylvestris
Lineage: Eukaryota; Viridiplantae; Streptophyta; Magnoliopsida; Lamiales; Oleaceae
Product: AP2-like ethylene-responsive transcription factor PLT2
Exons: 5
Coding region: 1-1050 (349 amino acids)
Biological process (GO): regulation of DNA-templated transcription
Molecular function (GO): DNA-binding transcription factor activity; DNA binding
Source: RefSeq, a predicted model, not a curated record